Molecule: messenger RNA, 2491 nt
Organism: Durusdinium trenchii
Lineage: Eukaryota; Dinophyceae; Suessiales; Symbiodiniaceae
Source: the annotation of a GenBank genome assembly
UUCCAUCCUGACGCCUCGAGAAAAAAAUAUCCUGACGUUGCUCCAACUUGAGCAGCUAUGGAUGUGGAUUUUGAGUUGUCACAACAAUUGCAGGGGCACGAAAGCCAGGUGCGCUGCUUAGCUCUGCUCUCAGAUGGGGCGCUGGUCUCUGGCGGAUUGGAUUCGCAGGUGAUUAUUUGGCGAAGACCUAGCGAGGAAGAAGGCUUCAUCCGAGAAAAGACCCUGAAGCACCACACAGACUUUGUCUUUGCUCUGGCGCCCUCACACAGCGAGAAGGGCUCCUUUUACUCAGGAUCCAAGGACAGGCUUGCCUUCAAAUGUGAUAGAGAAGGCAAUCCAUGUAUUCAGUUCCAAGGUCACGAAGGGCCUGUUUGCUCCAUCGUGGAAAUCGGUGCGAAGGUAGUUACAGGUGCUUGGGAUGGUACCGCCAAGGUGUGGGAUAUCACGAAUGGUACCUGUUUGCUCACCUUAGAAGCAGGUGCACACGCGGUUGCAGUGGCCACCCUUCCUACAGGGGAAAUCGUCACAGGAUCACAGGACAAAACCCUUCGGGUCUUCCGUGGAGAGUCUUGUGUUCACAAAGUUGAUGAGGCGCAUGGUGACAUUAUCCGUCACAUCACUGCUAGCUCCACGGGCAUGGCCACGGCCUCCAACGAUGGCUCAGUGAAGCUCUGGUCCUUCGAUGGACUGCAGAUGUCGGUUCUAGGUGGGCAUCAGUCCUAUGUCUAUGGUGUCGCGUUUUCUGGCGACAACAGCGAGAUCAUUUCAGCCUCAGAUGAUUCUACCCUCAAGGUUUGGUCGGUCAACGACAGCCAAUGCAAGCAGUCCAUCGUUCAUGCUGGAACUGUUUGGCAGGCAAUUCCACUCCCCAACUCGGACAUUAUCACUGCAUGUGCUGACAUGAUUGUGCGAGUUUGGACGCGCGACCCCGCGCGCAUGGCGGCUGAAGCUGAGCGACAGACUCAGCAGGAGAUCGCCCAGCAGGCCGCAGUAGCCGCCGCCCAGAAGGGCUCCUCCUCGGUUCCCAUGGAUUCGGUCAUUGAUAUCUCCAGAAUGCCAACAAUGGUUGGUAAGAAGAAUGGUGACGUGAAGAUGUUCAAUGACAACGGGACAGUCUUCGCUUACAUGUGGAACGCUGGGGCGCGAUGCUGGGACAAAGUGGGCGAAGUCAUGGGUGCUCCGAAGCCCGCCAAGGUCUUCUACGAAGGGGACUCGGUCUUCCCGUCUGGCGAGUAUGAUUUUGUGUGGGACGUGGAUAUGGGGCCUUCUAUGGGCACCAAGAAGCUUCCAUUCAACAGGGGUCAGAACCCACUUCAAGCAGCUGAAUCGUUCUGCUCGCGAGAGCAGAUCCAUAAGGGCAACAUGGAUCAGAUCAGGGCGUUCAUUGAGCAGAACGCGGGAGAUGGUGCCUCAGGGGCCGCUCCCGCAGCACCGGCGGCCCCAGCCCCGGCACCAACGGCCUACACGGAGCCUUCGAUGGAGUUCUUUCCGGUGUUGCAGCCUGCAGUCUUCAAGGAUGGGAAAUUCGAGGCUUUGCAAGGGAAGAUCUUGGAGUUCAAUCAGCAGGUGGAGGAAGAGCUCCGCUUGGAUCCCGUCGACACACAGCACCUCAUCGAGGGCAUCUCCAAGUUAAAGAUGGGCGUCUCCACAGAGCUUCGGGACUGCGAGAAAGAGAUCAUCGUCAAGAAGCUUGGCAAAUGGCCCAACGACAAGCUCUUCCCUGUGGUGGAUCUUUGGCGCCUGCUGCUUGCGCAUCCCAGCAGCUCUGACUUCUUCAAAGGAUCGGACAGAGGAACAUCAUACAUUCUGCAGGUGUUGAAUCUGCUCGCAGUCGACAUCAACAGCCCCCUGGGCCUUUGCGCAGCAAGAUACUUGGCCAACCUUUUCAUCUACCAAACCAACAAGUACGCAGCUUUCGACAAGCGUGAGUUGGUGCUCAAUGGAGUCGAAGCAGCCAUCAGCUCUACCAACAAGCACACCAAGUUGGCCUGCGCAUCUGUGCUUCUCAACAUGGCGAUCAUUUUAUAUGAGAGCAGCCAGCCGCCUAAAGCUUUCGACGAAGCCACUGCCAAUCGUGUUCUGCAACUGGCGCUGACCUUCCUGAGCAAGGUGGAAGAUGAGGAUGCAAGAUGUCGAGCCAUGCUGGCUAUAGGUACCCUUUUGACACGCGACUCAGCGAAGAGACCCCUGUCGGGUGCAUGCAAGGCUGCGGACCUGCUUGGAAAGAUCCCUCCCUUGGAGAGCAAGUUGGGAGCAGCGGCAGCAGACCUGAGAAAGUUCCUUCAAUGAGAUGGAGAAAGGGUGCUCCAUUGCAAUGACAUGCAAUAGUGAUGGAAGCAACAGUCUUACCAACCAAACCGAGAGUCCGAGAGCCAGUGAAUCCUGCGGAUUUGAGAGCCUGAAUACAAAUAAAAUCCUCACUGCAUUCUUUCUGGUGCUGAUAGCCAUUUGGCAGCAUUGCUUUGCUGAGCAGUUUCCGCGGAUUCUCAGC